CUUUGGGCAGCUUCAGUCUGUCCUUUUGCUUGCUGGGGGGACGCUAAACCUUCAGGUUUAAAUGGGCGUCUUGCUAACCUCGGACUUUACGGGCUGCUUGGCAGAAAUACGCCUUUUGGAGUCGAAAUGCAUUUAUUGCUCCGUCCUUCUGCAAAUAAAGGAGUCAAACACGCAAUGUGACUCUUAAUUCACGCUUUCAAACAGGAUGUCUUGCCAGGGCUAAAAUGCUUUUGGGAGGCCGUGGGGAGCUACAUUAAACAGUCGCAGCUUAGUGUUAAAGGUCCGCGUUCCCCUUUUAUUAAGUUGCGUCUCGGAGUGACUCCGGGCUUCCUGUCAUUCCGCGGCGUUCGGAUCGGACCUCGCUGUAAGCGCUUUCACUCCCGGAUUCAGUGUUUUUCCUGCGGCGGGACUUGGCGAUAAAAGCUGGAUGUGGGUGAUUGUUUUUCGGGCUUUGCAGUUUGUCUGCAGCGUUUUGCCAGCCGAUGGCCGAAGCUAGGGUGGAAGAGGAUGAGGAGGAGCUGAAGGAGCAGAGGGAAGCUGGCAUGACACACAACCAGCGGCGAUCAAACCCAGAUUCAGAUCGUUCUGGGAGACACAAGCCGGAUCAGCACCAACCCAGCCCUGGUCCGCUCUCAUCCCUGCGAGCUGUUAUCAAGAGAACAACCUCCACCAGGGCGAAUCCCCACAACGACACUCCAAGAGACAGGAGGCCGGAGAUCACCAUCCUGUCGGCAGAGCCCCUUGCCAGGAACUCCUGGUUCUUGGGGCCCCACGGGGGCUUUCUGGCAGCCCCUCCUCCAGCCCCGCCUGUCUGGGGUGCCAGUGUCCCUGCAGCUGGCCAGGCUCCACCGUCCUACGACCAGGUGAUUAAGGAGAAGACGCAGGAGCGGGUCCAGUCGCCUGACUCCCGCAGCCGCCACAGCACGUCCACCAUCGCCACACAGACCGAACUGCCAUCAGUGGCUGUCACUCCAGACCCAGAAUCCAAUGUGAUGUCAGUCAGUUCCCCUCCAAUCCAGCUGUCCAAGUUGAGAAGACCCCCCAGACCGCCAAGACCUUUGCUCCCAACCCAUCUGCUGCCCGAGCUGAGCAGAGCCACAGACAUCCCUGCCACUUCUCAAGGAGAGACAUCUGAUGAACAUUCUGACCCUGAUACCCACAGAGUAGAAGCUUUAGACUGCCUCCUUGAUUUCAGCUGCAAACCUUGCACAGACGCCACUGCAGUGGACACAGACAGUUCUGAGCUAUGCUUGAUCUCCUUGGACUCUCUCCUUGAUCCCAGCAGGCGUCGUCUUUCGGAUUCCUCGGCAGACUGCCCCGCUACGGAACAAGCCAGGUGUCCAGUGCCACGGCCUCGUUUGCGGCAGCCAGUCACCAAAGAGGUCAAAGUUCAGACUCUUGUCAGACUGAAAGACGAUGGGGAGAAUGCUCAGCUGAUCCUUAGAGGUGGGGAGGAUUCCACCAGUAAGUAUUUCCAAGAACUUUUAGAAAUCUUCGGUCCAGAAGAGCGGAGUUUCCCAAGCGGUUCCUGUGAGCAGGGAACAGAAAGUGAACUAGACAUGAGUGCCUUGCGUGCGAAGAUCCAGGCCUUCGAGAAGCAGAACGAUGGCGGCAGCGUCUUUACCGAGCCUCAGAAACCAGAGCCAAGGCCUCGCAUUCAGCAGCCCAGACCGCCAGCAGUGGCCCCUAAACCAUCUCUUGCUCCUAAGCCCCCCAGCCAGAAGUGCAGGGAUGACAGCUUGUCAGCAGGAUCGCCAGCUGGAUCAGACAGUGGGAAGGAGUCUCCUCCGAAUUCUGGGCCAAAGCCCCCAGUCCCUGGUGCGUCCUCCACGGACGUGAAGCUGCAGGACAUGCCGGUGUCUGAGAGGCGCCCAUCUCGCCCCCCUGUGGCCCCCAGGUCCAGGAGCUGCACAGCCCAAAGUAAAGCAGGCAAUACUGACGGCCAAGCAGCGUCCUCUCCGGACCUGAUAAACUUUGACCCCCCCUCCAGCAGCUCUCAGCCCCAGCCGCCCGGCCCUGACGACAAGCACGCUGGAAGUGCCCCUGUGAGGCAGGACGCGAGUCGGCCAGCCGUUCCCAGGAAGCCCUCAUUCAUCAGGAUUCCCGGCAGACCGUCGGAAGGCGAGUCCGCAGAGAGCCCCCCGCCUCUUCCAGCAGAGAGGCCAGUCAGUGGUCCCACCCACACCGUGUCCCAGAAGCCAAGUGCCGCCAGCAAAGCCCAGGCCGCACCUCGAGCACCAGACAUAGCAGAGUCCCCCGGCGGCCCCCUGACUGAGAAGUCCGCCCCCCCUCGUCCCGCUGGUGUGAAAGUGCCGCCACCUCGCCCCCCCACAGCCAAAAGUGUCCCCAUCAGGCCGCCGCCCCCCAAGCCCGGCCUCUGCCGCUCCAUCUCUGAGGGGGGACCCAAUCAGGCACGAGGCCAGGGCUCCCAGAGGAAGGGGCCCGCCCUGCCCCCCCGGCCCAGCUCCGGGCCCCUACUCCCAGGAAGGCAGGGGAAAGAUGAGGUUUUGAUACAUUUCGAGCCAGACAAUGCUGUCAGCGCUGAGUGCAGGUCGGCAGACAGCACAGCUAGGGAGCCACCCCCUGCCAUGAAGACUGUCGCCGCCCCUGUGGCUGCCAGCAGGCCAGGCGUGCAGGUUCCUGAUCCAGAACACGUUCAGAAAGCCAGACCUGGUCUGCAGGUGGAGGUGCUGCACGAUUUCUCGACAGCGGGUCCCGGGGAACUCGCCCUAAAGAUGGGUGAUGUGGUUUCGAACGUGGACAAGGUGGACGGCGACUGGUACCGUGGAACUUGUGGGGGUCUUUCUGGCAUUUUCCCUGUCAAUCAUGUUAGAGUGCUGUCAUGUCUCCCGGCUCCAUCCAGUGGAACUACUACAAAGCAAACUGUUGCAACAGUGAGUGGUCCGAGGUGUGUGGCACGCUUUGGCUUUGAAGGGAAGCACAGUGAUGAGCUGUCUCUGUGUGAGGGUGAUGUUAUCAAGCUGAUGGAGUUUGUGGACCAGCAAUGGGCCCGUGGAGACCUCAAUGGCCGCGUCGGCGUUUUCCCCCUCAACUUCGUGGAAAUUGUGGAAGACCUUCCGGGUGCAACGCUGCAGCCGGAUGGACAGACUAAGCCAGACACGAGUUCACUGCUCAGGAACAAGGACGUCGCUGACCCCAAUCAGGCGGGACCUGCUGGGACAGAGUGGGCCGUGGCCCUCUACAGCUUCACCGGCCAGACGGACGAAGACCUGCCCUUCCAGCAGGGCGAGCACAUCCUGAUCACGCGACACGUCGACGCAGACUGGUGCUGUGGGCGGCUCAACGACAAGGAAGGUCUGUUCCCCAAGGCAUUCGUCCAGAUCCGUACAGGUUAAGUGUGGGGAUGUACAAGUUUGAAUUCAUGGCCUGUUGAAGCGAAGGUUUUUAACCUCAAGCUGAGAUCUCAGCAGGCCAGAGGCGGAAUGACAGUAUUUCCUGAGGCGAGGUAACCUGAGGCCUUAAAGUGGGGGGUGGGGUUUCGUGCUGACCAAAAAUGUAGCUCUGGUUUCAGGAAAAACUGGAAGCCGUUAUAGAAUUUUUAAUGAAAUUGUUUUAAAUGGACUUUCGAUGUUUGUGUGAUUUCAUGCUGAUGUUCUAGGAUACUUGUAUUGACAGUGAAUGUUAACAUAGGUUUUACUCUCCCUGUUGCAAAGUUACACUUGCCCAUUUUCUAUGCUAUUUCAGCAUUACCAAAAUGUCUACAGUAUACUGCCACCUGGUGGAUUAACACAGUAAAAUCUUUAUCAAACCA
This is a messenger RNA of Brienomyrus brachyistius, 3772 nucleotides long. RefSeq names its product SH3 domain-containing protein 19-like. Gene Ontology annotation, molecular function: protein binding. The transcript is spliced from 20 exons. Lineage: Eukaryota; Metazoa; Chordata; Actinopteri; Osteoglossiformes; Mormyridae. The record is from RefSeq and is a predicted model, not a curated record. Bases 483 to 3356 code for a protein of 957 amino acids.